CUCCGUAAGCGAUGGUGAAAUUCCCUGACUUUUAUGCGAGCAGGGUUGGAUGGAAAGUUAUCUCGAUAAAACUGGCGACCAGGCCGACAUUAUCGAUGCUUAGCGCCAUCCCCGUCGCUCGCUAGUGACUUCGCUGUGUUUUAGUCGUAGUCAAUGCGAUUGGUCGUCGUUUAAAUUACGAGAAAAGCACCUCUUCGUCUUGCUAACUGUUAGCUCGGUGGCAUUAGGCAGCUAACGCUAGCAUGUCACACUGUGCCUUGUGUUUAUAUAGGUAGUUAGCAAGGUAUCCGCCUCAGGUGUUGCAGAAGGUAGCUGGUCAUCGGAGCCCGCUGACGGUAAACAUUUCGGGAAGAGCCGCAGAGGAAUUACCACCGUGCACCGGCGUGUCAGUCGAGACUGCUGCUGCUGUGCCGACUGACAGAGAGUUCCUCUUCAGUGGUGUGAAUGAGGGAGACAUGGCAGACCACACCUCACCUUUGGAGUCCGGCCAGCUUCUCAGCCCUGAACUCCCAAUUCUGGCCUCACCACCCCCAACCAUGGUCAACGGGGAGGGCCCCCAGCAGGUAAUCCUGGUGCAGGUAAACCCAGGUCCUGCUCAGGUUCCCAUGAUGUCUCCAAAUGGUUCAGUGCCUCCAAUCUAUGUGCCUCCUGGAUACGUUUCGCAGAUCAUAGAAGAGAACGGAGUGCGGCGGGUUCUGGUUUUACCUCAGCAACCAGAGUUUCACCCAGGGGGACACUCCCCUCUCCACCACCCUCCGCCCCACGCCCACCUGCCUGCCUUCAUCCCACACCCUGCCAUGAUGCCCCAACCACCCCACCUGUACACAGGCCAUGGCGGGGGCGUGGGUGACAUGAGCUCUCAGUACAUCUCCCAGUACCAUCCAGCUCAUAUCUACUCAGAGCAUGUCUCUACAGAUUCUCACUCCCAACACGGACGCCUGCCGUUUGUUCACAGAGACGACAGAACUAGCAAAACGUAUGAACGUCUGCAGAAGAAACUGAAAGACCGUCAGGGCGGAGGCGGAGGCGGAGGAGGCGGAGGCGGAGGAGGAGGCGGAGGAGGAGGAGGAGGAGGAGGAGGGCAGGUGAAGGACAGCCCUCCCCCUUCGCCACAGAAGACCUGCAGCAGCCCCCCGACAGUGGACAUUCACAACGGUGUAGGAGGGAAGGGGCUGGAGGCAGAGCAGAGGCAGCUCAGCCACGCAGUGGCCGGCCCUGACAAGCAGACGGGCAGGGGCAAGAAUAGAGAGUCAGGCGAGCUGGAUGAGGAAGCUCAGGCCCUGCAAGCAUUAUGGAGUACCAUCAGUACCCCAGUGGUAUCAGACAUCCAGGCCAGAGGAGCCGUAGCGAGCUGGGUCGUACCCACCAGGCCAGAGAGGGAGAACGGAAGUGUGGAGGACGACCGGAGCCCCCCGGAGCCCUUCAGCUACGAGGUCUCCAUCUCAUUUAGUGGCAAAGAUGGGAAGUACAAGAGCAUGUACUGUGGGGAAGAACUAAGUGCUACUUUAGAAGACCUUCGACCAGCAACGGACUAUCAUGUCAGGGUCCAUGCUCUGUGUAACUGUUUACAGGGAAACCCCUCAGAGUCUGUGAGCUUCACCACUUUAAGCUGUGAGCCGGAUCCGCCCAACGCUCCCAGGAAGGCCAGUGGGACCAAGAACACACUGGUACUCCAGUGGAAGGCUCCAUGUGACAAUGGUUCCAAAAUCCAAAACUACAUUCUUCAAUGGGAUGAGGGUAAGGGCACAGGGAUCUAUGAACAGUGCUACGAUGGACCUCAGAAGCAGUACAGAGUGACCAAGCUUUCACCAGCUUCAAGAUACUCCUUCCGCCUUUCAGCUAGAAAUGACAUGGGUGUAAGCGAGUUCAGUGAAGUGGUGGACCUGUUCACCUCAUGCAGUGUGCCAUUACCACCCUUCCCUCCAGAGCUGGAGAUGGCGGGGGUGACCUGGCUGUGUAUGAAGUGGCAGAGACCCACUAGCUCUCCCAAGGAGGAUGACAUCUACUAUAUUUUGGAGAUGGAGGAGGAAGGCUCGGGAUAUGGCUUCCAGCCAAGCUACGACGGGGAUGAGCUCUCCUGCACCGUCAGGAAUCUCCACAGGAGUACCAAGUACAAAUGCAGGGUGGCAGCAUACAACUCGGAGGGGAAGAGUAAUCCCAGCCAGGUGGUUGAGUUCAUCACCAACCCUGACAGACCCAGCAGUCCUUGCAGGCCUGUCAUCAGAGGAAAAGUCCUGCCCAACAGCUUCAAGAUGACCUGGGAACCCCCGAAAGAAAAUGGUGGAGCAGAAGUCACAAAGUAUGUUGUGGAGCUGUCUGAGGGCUUAAGCGGCUUGUCAUGGGAGCUGUUGUACUCGGGGCCAGCCAUGGAACACGUGUGUGAAGGCUUGAAGCCCGGCUGCUCUUACCAGACGCGAGUUUACUGCAUGAGCGAGGGGGGGCAGAGCCCGCUGUCGGAGACCCUGCAGGUCCAGACUCCUGCAGUGCCCCCAGGGACCUGCCAGCCCCCUCGGCUGGUGGGCAAGCCCAAAGCCAGGGAGGUGCAACUGCGCUGGGGUCCCCCUCAUGUAGAUGGAGGCAGCCCCGUGUCCUGCUACAGUGUAGAAGUGAGUGGGCCGCAGUCUGAGGAGAGCAGGGAGGUUUACCAGGGUCCAGAGCUGGACUGCUCUGUGGCAGGCUUAAUGCCUGGCAAAACCUACAGCUUCCGGCUCAAGGCAGCGAACAAGGCUGGGUUUGGACCUCUAUCGGAGCGCUGUGAGGUUACAACCGGCCCCGGGGCCCCUGAGCAGUGCAAGGCUCCCUCCACCACAUGCAAAUCCCCCAGCUGUGUUGUUGUGAGCUGGGAGGCCCCUCCUUGCAACGGAGCUCCGGUGACAGAGCUUCGUCUGGAGUGGGGAGCUGCUGAGGGCAGCAUGCAGAUGUGUUACAGUGGACCAGGGCUCAGCCAUGAAAUGAAGGGGCUUCUGCCUGCAACCAAUUACUUCUGCAGGAUACAGGCUGUAAAUGUGGCGGGUGUGGGGCCCUUCAGCGAGGCAGUGUUGUGCCAGACGCCCUGCUCCGUGCCUGCAGCAGUCAGCAACAUCUACACGGUGAAGGAGUCCGCGCUGCGAAGGUAUGAGACUCCAGCAGACGCAGAUGAAGACGAGGAAGACGAGGAUGGCGAUUCCCGGCCGCCGACUCUGUACUCACCGUCCACCUGCCUGGGCAUUAGCUGGGAACCCCCAUGUGACCACGGCUCUGAGAUCACUUCCUACCUGAUUGACCUCGGUGAGCGCCAGCCCAUCGUCGUUGGUCCCGUCACCAAACACAAUCAUCCAGCAUCUGCAGCCUGACACAGCUACAGGAUCCGCAUCCAAGCCCUGAACAGCCUGGGAGCAGGCCCCUUUAGUCACACCUUUAAGCUGAAGACAAAGCCCCUUCCCCCACAGCCACCCCGCCUGGAGUGCACCGCCUUCAGCCACCAGACCCUCAGGCUCAAGUGGGGCGAUGGCCCAGCCAAAGCCACCACCUCAGACGCCCUCCAGUAUCAGCUGCAGAUGGGGGACAAGAGUGGCAGAUUUAUAUCCUUGUAUAAAGGACCAUGCCACACACACAAAGUCCAGAGGCUUAAUGAGUCUACCUCUUACAUGUUCUGUAUCCAGGCCUUUAAUGAGGCGGGCGAAGGGCCUUUCUCCAAUGUUUACACAUUCACCACCCCACGCUCUCCUCCAGCCCCUGUGAAAGUCCCUAAAGUGGAGCGUCUGGACGAAAAUUCCUGUGAAGUCACAUGGGAGGCCCUGUCGCCAAUGAAGGGGGACCCAAUCAUUUACACCUUGCAGUGCAUGAUGGGAAACUCUGAGUUUAAACAGGCCUACAAAGGCUCUGUCACAUCUUUCCAUGUCCAGAACCUGCAGCCCAACAGCGACUACCGUUUCAGGGUGUGUGCUAUCAGGCAGUCCCAGGACGCCCCUGAGCUGAGCGGGCCCUACAGCCCCACAGUGACCCUCUCUCCCCAGCGGAACGACAUGGCGGUGGGCGCCGGUGCCGCCGGCUCGGGCUCCAGGGCCAGUACGGAGUCCAACCGAGCAAGACGGAGUUUGACGGACGAGCAGUGCGCUUUCCUCCUCCUCAUGGUUUUCGCUGUCAUCGCCAUCCUCAUCGCUUUUGUCAUCCAGUACUUUGUCAUUAAAUAAGCAGUUUACACCACCCAGCUGCAGGGUUAUAGCUUUAUUCUUUCUCUCUUUAUGUUGUUUUGUAUUCUCCGUUUUGUACACCCUCUACCCCCCACCCCCGCUGUCGACAGAGUAAUCGCAUUCGCUGCAUUGGGGUGCAGAGGAAGGGAGGGCUGGUGAAUAGCAGUUAAACAUUGAGCAUGUAACACCUUCUUUGGUACCUGUGACGCCUUGUCACCCAGUCCCAACGUUGUGGUAUCUGUUGUUCGGUUCAGAUUUCUGUUUCAUCAUGAUCAG
Cyclopterus lumpus (lumpfish) is the source of this 4448-nucleotide messenger RNA. It is a transcript of the gene fndc3a, whose product is annotated as fibronectin type III domain containing 3A. The record is from RefSeq and is a predicted model, not a curated record. Gene Ontology annotation, molecular function: protein binding. NCBI's taxonomy places the organism in Eukaryota, Metazoa, Chordata, Actinopteri, Perciformes, Cyclopteridae.